Messenger RNA from Aureobasidium namibiae CBS 147.97, 1272 nucleotides. RefSeq names its product extracellular GDSL-like lipase/acylhydrolase. Lineage: Eukaryota; Fungi; Ascomycota; Dothideomycetes; Dothideales; Saccotheciaceae. The transcript has 4 exons. The record is from RefSeq and is a predicted model, not a curated record. The coding region runs from base 1 to 1272 and encodes 423 amino acids.
AUGCCCGGUCGAACUUUGUCGCUGUUUGCAGCUUACACUGGUCUUGCGUCUUGCCUGGUCGGACCACACCACGGCACAGAGAACUAUCAUUGGGUCAACUCUUGGGUUGCAAUGCCGCAGAUUCCGGAAUAUACCAAUCUGCCCGGUCCAGGCUACUACAAUCAGUCGAAUCUCGUCUUUCCGAACACGACUCUUCGUCAGACGAUCCACACCUCGAUUGGCGGUCAACAGAUCAGAUUAAGAAUCAGCAAUCAAUUUGGAGCAGUGAAUUUACCCAUCACUGCUGUGACCCUCAUCGACACCAAGACAAUCAGACAAGUCACCUUCAGCGGCAACAGCUCUAUCAUCAUUCCCGACGGUUCCAUCGCCGUCUCCGAUCCCAUAGAUUUCCCCAUCGCCGCCCAAUCUGAACUUGCCAUCUCAAUCUAUCUCAAAGACGGUCAGAACUCGAGCAUCAUAACUUCUCACCCCAGUGCCCGCAGGAGUUCAUACUAUGGCACGGGCAACCAAGUCAAUAACUACAACAUCACCGGCGAUAACCUGGUCAUGCAGCAACACUGGUUCUUCAUCUCUGGUGUCGAAGUAUGGAGCCCUCCCUCCACCAGCGCUUUCUACAUCAUCGGCGACUCCAUUACAGAUGGCCGUGGAUCUUGGAACAAUGGCAAUAAUAAGUGGACCGAUAAUCUCAUUGCGCGCAUGCAGAAGAAUCCCGCUACGUCGAACAUUGCUGUUUGCAACCAAGCCGCUGGCGGUAAUCGUGUGCUGUCUGAUGGCAAUGGUCCAAACGCUGCCGGGCGGGUUGAAAGAGAUGUUAUUGCACAGAGUGCAGCCAAGUAUGCGAUGAUCUUCGAGGGUGUGAAUGAUGUCGGUACUGCUGGUUUGGAUGCUGCUAGCCAAGAGCUAGUGUAUCAGCGUCUUGUUCAGGCUUACAAGCAAAUGGUCACUCGCAUGCACACGUUCGGCAUCCCAGUCUUUGCCGCAACUAUCACACCAAUCGGCGCCCAAAACGCAACAGCAGGCACAUACACACAACCAGAGCGAGUAGCAACGGUACAGCGUGUAAACGACUUCAUCCGCACUUCCGGGACCUUCGAUGCAGUAUUUGACUUCAACGCUUGGCUGGCGGAUCCGAAUAUGCCGACGCAGUUGAACCCGAUAUAUGACAGUGGAGACUUUUUGCAUCCUAAUGAAGCAGGAUACCAAGUCAUCGCCAAUAACUUUGAUUUGGCUGUCUUCCAGAGGUUCAAGGAAGGUGUGAAUGGAUUCACGUGA